AUGAACGACACGGUAACUAUCCAAACUACAAAGUUCAUGACCAACCGACUACUUCAGGGGAAACAAAUGGUCAUUGAUGUCCUUGACCCCAGGAAGGCAACAGUGCCUAAGACAGAAAUUUAAGAGUGCCUAAGAUAGGAAAAACUAGCCAAAAUGUACAAGACCACACCAGAUGUCAUCUUUGUAUUUGGAUUCAGAACUCAUUUUGGUGGUGGCAAGACAACUGGCUUUGGCAUGAUUUAUGAUUCCCUGGAUUAUGCAAAGAAAAAUGAACCCAAACAUAGACUUGCAAGACAUGGCCUGUAUGAGAAGAAAAAGACCUCAAGAAAGCAACGAAAGGAAUGCAAGAACCCAAUAAAGAAAGUCAGGGGGACCGCAAAGGCCAAUGUUGGUGCUGGCAAAAAGCCGAAGAAGUAA
Molecule: messenger RNA, 417 nt
Organism: Gorilla gorilla gorilla (western lowland gorilla)
Lineage: Eukaryota; Metazoa; Chordata; Mammalia; Primates; Hominidae
Product: small ribosomal subunit protein eS24-like
Exons: 1
Biological process (GO): translation
Cellular component (GO): ribosome
Molecular function (GO): structural constituent of ribosome
Source: RefSeq, a predicted model, not a curated record